Drosophila sulfurigaster albostrigata is the source of this 1546-nucleotide messenger RNA. Its product is annotated as serine/threonine-protein phosphatase 4 catalytic subunit-like. Gene Ontology annotation, biological process: double-strand break repair via homologous recombination; peptidyl-serine dephosphorylation. The coding region runs from base 256 to 1176 and encodes 306 amino acids. Gene Ontology annotation, cellular component: cytoplasm; nucleus. Gene Ontology annotation, molecular function: protein serine/threonine phosphatase activity. The transcript has a single exon. The record is from RefSeq and is a predicted model, not a curated record. Lineage: Eukaryota; Metazoa; Arthropoda; Insecta; Diptera; Drosophilidae.
UGAAAGCUCAAGUGUGUAUGUUGUAUAUAGAGAAUGACAAAAAUGAACUCAAUAAGAGUAGUUAUCUUUAACAAUUCGAUACUAUUAAAUAGGCCAUUCAAAACGCACUCGUUACUAUCGCGAUAGCUGAAAGCUGUGAUAGUUGAUCAAACGAAACUAUCGAUCAAAGCUAUCAUCUCUAGCAAAAAGCGUGGUUAAAACGUAAUAGUCCUGCGUCUCUUGAGAAAUAGAAUCAGAGUGAUUUUAGAGUUUACGAUGUCAGAUUACGGCGGAUUAGAUCUUUUGAUUGAGCAACUACAACGUUGUGAAAUCAUUCCCGAGUAUAAAGUGCGCUCCCUGUGCGGCAAGGCACGUUCGCUGCUCAUCGAGGAAUCGAACAUGCAACGCAUCGACCCUCCGGUGACUGUUUGCGGCGACAUUCACGGCCAGUUUUAUGACCUGAUGGAGCUGUUUAAGAUUGGCGGCCAAGUGCCCGACAAGAACUAUCUCUUUCUGGGCGACUUGGUGGAUCGCGGCUUCUACAGCGUGGAAACCUUUCUGCUGCUGCUCGCUCUCAAGGUGCGCCAUCCGGAUCGCAUUUGGUUGAUACGCGGCAAUCACGAGUCGCGUCAAGUGACUCGGACCUAUGGCUUCUACGAUGAGUGUUUUUCGAAAUAUGGGAAUGGCAAUGUGUGGAGAUAUUGCAUGGACAUUGCCGACUACUUCAGUCUAUCGGCCAUUAUCGAUAACGAGGUAUUCUGUGUGCACGGCGGUCUAUCGCCCUCAAUCAAUCGUUUGGACGAGCUCAGACCGAUUGAUCGCAAACAGGAGGUGCCCCAUUUUGGUCCCAUGUGUGAUCUGCUAUGGAGUGAUCCCGAGGAUCAGCUUGGCUGGAAGGUUUCGCCUCGUGGUGCUGGCUUUCUUUUUGGCAGUGAUGUUGUCGACAAGUUCAAUUACACCAACAACAUUAACAUCAUCUGUCGUGCCCAUCAACUGGUCAUGGAGGGCUACAAGUUUCAUUUUAAUCGACAACUGUUGACAGUUUGGUCGGCACCUAACUAUUGUUAUCGCUGUGGCAAUGUGGCAGCUAUUCUCGUUCUCAACGAGAACUUGCAACGUGAUUUUGUCAUCUUUGAUUCGCCCGAAAUGAAAGAAUUUACAGUAACCAAAAAACCACCGCCUAAAUAUUUUCUAUAAUGAGGAAAGAUGACAUCUUAAGAAGGAAUUUAAAUGGCAGUCUCUUUAACUUAAUCUUAAGUCUUCAAUAACACAACUAUGAAAGGAAAUUUCACUUCAGAUUAUGCAUUAGGAAAUAAUCGGGGAAUUCCGAUAGAAUUUUUCCCCCACUUGCAUUAACAAGUAUCUGUCUUCAACUGCCUCUUGACGUUAUGCAGUCAGAAUACUUGUUAUAUAGCAGUGCCAUUGUUGUAUUACUAAUUAUUAUAAAUGUGACAAAUAUAUAUGCUGAUGUCAUACGCGAUAAAGCAAUGUUCACCAACAACUGAACUAUACUUACAUUUUAAUAACGGUCAUUAUGAAAGAAUCUGCUGAAAGUCAAUAAAAUAUA